GAUCAACAAACAAUCAGCUGAUCGUAUCUUUACCAUCAACACCCUUCGUUGUAUAUACAAGUAUAUAAGUAAAUAGUAUAGAAUGAAAAACUUCCUCCACGCACGCAUCCUACGGACAGUAUCGAACGUGAUUGUGAACGGCAGUGCCAAUUCGGUAAGUCACCCGUGGCUACCUGUGGUCAGAGCUUCGCAGCCGUUGUUUACCGUAACCCGAGCGUACUGUUACUUCAACAUGAAGCCCAAAGUUUACGUCACCAGAAACGACUAUGCCCGCAUCGGGUUGGACCUGCUGAAGGAGGAAUGCGACCUAUCAAUCUGGGAUGAAGGAUAUCCGGUUCCGCGUGACGAGUUUCUGAAGAACGUAACUGGCAAGGAUGCCAUCUUUUGCUCACUGAAUGACCGAAUCGAUAAGGAACUACUGGAUCAAGCUGGACCAAGCCUGAAAAUUGUAGCAACAAUUUCCGUUGGCUUUGAUCACAUUGAUGUGAAGGAAUGUCGCGAUCGCGGCAUCCGUGUUGGGUACACUCCAGACGUACUAACGGAUUCAACUGCAGAACUCACGGUGGCACUGCUGCUGGCAACUACUAGGCGGUUGUUCGAAGCCAACAAAGAAGUUCAUAACGGAGGCUGGAAGAGUUGGUCACCAAUGUGGAUGUGUGGUACCAGUAUCAAAAAUUCUAUUGUCGGAAUCGUCGGCUUCGGCAGAAUUGGUCAGGAAGUGACUAAACGAAUUAUUCCCUUCAAACCAUCCCGGAUUCAAUUUACAAGUCGUACCGAUAAAUUCUUGACGGCAGAGGACUUGAAUGUGAGCCAGGUCCCCUUCGACGAACUUGUAGAAACAAGUGAUAUUAUAAUAAUUACAUGUUCGUAUAACGCGGCAACGGCCAAUCUAUUCAAUGAUUCCGUUUUUUCAAGAAUGAAGCCUUCUGCUAUUGUGAUAAACACUAGCCGCGGUGGAAUUGUUGAACAGCACGAUUUGAUACACGCGUUGAGGGCGGGGAAAAUCAGAGCUGCCGGAUUGGAUGUCACUACUCCGGAACCACUUCCACUGGACAGUCCAUUACUGCAAAUGAGUAAUGUGGUUGUUCUUCCCCAUAUAGGAAGUGCCGAUGUGGAGACCCGCACGGAAAUGUCCCGUAUAACAGCAUGCAAUAUCCUUGCUGGGUUGAAAGGAGUCAAAAUGAUUUCGGAAGUUUAAGUAAUCGACGGAUAACGUUUCGAAUAAUAUGCAAUCAGUUGCGAAAGGUUUAUUA
Molecule: messenger RNA, 1253 nt
Organism: Topomyia yanbarensis
Lineage: Eukaryota; Metazoa; Arthropoda; Insecta; Diptera; Culicidae
Product: glyoxylate reductase/hydroxypyruvate reductase
Exons: 3
Coding region: 83-1198 (371 amino acids)
Cellular component (GO): cytosol
Molecular function (GO): hydroxypyruvate reductase (NADH) activity; glyoxylate reductase (NADPH) activity; NAD binding
Source: RefSeq, a predicted model, not a curated record